Molecule: messenger RNA, 678 nt
Organism: Cylicostephanus goldi
Lineage: Eukaryota; Metazoa; Nematoda; Chromadorea; Rhabditida; Strongylidae
Source: the annotation of a GenBank genome assembly
AUGUGGAACGAAGGGGUUCACAAUCUGAUGCUCGACACACGGGAUCGCUUCUCUUCAAGUCAUUCCGCUCGAAUUGAGCGAUUUAUCGCUAAGCACUUCUACAAUCUCGUCACUCCUGGAACUGAGUUUGUGGCAAGAAAGCAUAUGAAGCCAUUUGUGCAAACCUCGCUACAGUACAAAGUUUCCUCACGGCAGCUACAAGAAGUCACUGAGGAUCAGAUGAAUCUCUUGCAAUUCACAAAAGCUACAAAAAAUUUUAUACAUUCACAUACACUUUUUACAUCGAGAUUUGCUGAACUAUCUCAAGAUGGCACCACUAUCACCUUUGAUGGUUUUAUGCGGUUUCUUGAAUUGAUGCAAAGGGAUGAUAUGAUCUCAAAUCGAGCACGGGUCGUAGAUUUUUUAAAAAGAUUUUUAAAUAUAGACGAGUAUCUCAACGAAACGUUACCUGAAGAACCUUCUCUUUCUGUUAUGGAGUUCUGUGAUUUUCUCUUCUCUCGCGAAAACUCAAUCUGGGAUUCAAUGAACGAGAAGGUUAUUCAUGAUAUGACCAGGCCUCUCUCGCACUACUGGAUAGCCAGCAGUCACAACACGUACUUGACGGGAGAUCAACUGCGUUCGGAGUCCUCGCUAGAUUCGUACGCUCAGGCUCUACUCUUAGGUUGUCGUUGUAUAGAG